This is a messenger RNA of Diprion similis, 1817 nucleotides long. It is a transcript of the gene Arc42, whose product is annotated as short-chain specific acyl-CoA dehydrogenase, mitochondrial. Gene Ontology annotation, molecular function: flavin adenine dinucleotide binding. Gene Ontology annotation, cellular component: mitochondrion. The record is from RefSeq and is a predicted model, not a curated record. Gene Ontology annotation, biological process: butyrate catabolic process; fatty acid beta-oxidation using acyl-CoA dehydrogenase. The transcript is spliced from 5 exons. Lineage: Eukaryota; Metazoa; Arthropoda; Insecta; Hymenoptera; Diprionidae. The coding region runs from base 169 to 1395 and encodes 408 amino acids.
UGUACAUACACACAUACAUACAUACAUACGUACACAGCGUAAUCAGAGUCGCAAGUCCAAAUUUCGAAGUUUGAUUGCGGCCGUUCGAUUAGAAGCGAAUAGAGAAUCUAAUUGUGCGUACGUGAUUGACGUAUGUAUGUGUUCGAAGAGUAAUUAACUGUAUCAAAUAUGCAAUCGACGAAAAUAAUAAAUUUUCUUCAUCGCACCUGCAGGAUUCAAAAAAAUGCGAGAACUAUCGCUUCCCUCUCAUCAUUGCCUGAAACCCAUCAAAUGCUCUACAAAACAUGCAGAGACUUUGCCGAAGCAGAGUUAAAACCAAUUGCGGCGAUGACUGAUAGAGAACACCGUUACCCGGCAGAUAAGAUACAAAAGAUGGGGGAGCUGGGUCUGAUGGGUAUAACAACUCCUGAAAGUCUAGGUGGAACUGGACUGGAUUACCUAGCAUAUGCAAUUGCCAUGGAAGAGAUAUCGAGGGGUUGUGCAAGCGCUGGAGUUAUAAUGAGCGUAAACAAUUCAUUGUACUUGGGUCCGAUAGAGAAAUUUGGUAAUCAGAAGCAAAAAGAGAAAUUUAUCACCGGUUUUACUAAUGGUAAGAAGGUCGGUUGCUUUGCUCUGAGCGAACCAGGAAAUGGCUCAGAUGCUGGGGCUGCGUCGACAACUGCAAAGUUAGAAGGAGAUACUUACAUAAUCAAUGGCACCAAGUGCUGGAUCACAAACGGAUUCGAGUCCGAGGCUGUAGUUUUAUUUGCCACCACAGACAAGUCUAAAAAACACAAAGGAAUCAGUGCUGUGAUUGCGCCAAAACCAAUUAAUGGCCUAAGCCUAGGAAAAAAAGAAGACAAACUUGGAAUUCGGGGUAGUAGCACGUGUUCUUUGAUAUUCGAAGACUGUGUUGUACCUGAAGAGAAUCUGUUGGGCAAGUCAGGAAUGGGCUUCAAGAUUGCUAUGAUGACCCUGGAUGCUGGUCGAAUAGGAAUUGCCAGUCAGGCGCUAGGAAUCGCACAAGCAUCUCUAGAUUGUGCAAUGGAAUAUGCAUCAAAGCGAAUAGCGUUUGGAAAAUCUAUAUUGAAAUUACAAGCAAUUCAACAAAAAAUUGCUGACAUGUCGCUAAAACUUGAUAGCGCGCGUCUUCUCACCUGGCGGGCAUCUUACUUGAAGGAUAAUAAUAAACCGUACACAAAGGAAGCAGCUAUGGCAAAACUAGCUGCGUCUGAAGCUGCAACGUUCUGUGCACAUCAAUGCAUCCAAAUUUUAGGAGGCAUGGGAUAUGUAACAGAUAUGCCUGCAGAACGUCAUUACAGGGAUGCAAGAAUUACUGAAAUUUAUGAAGGAACUUCGGAAAUACAGAGACUUGUGAUUGCAGGAAACCUUAUUAAAGAAUAUGGUUUUAAUUAGUAGUAUUAUACCUUUAGUUUGCCAAACGUGCUGCUCGAAACAUAAUCCACUUCACAAUUGCUUUUGCAAUCAAGUAUUGUGCUACCGAUACUGGCACAUUUUUAAGCACUUUUUUUUUGCCACUGAAGACAUACCCUACGUGUUGCAUCGGAAAUCUGGAAUAAAACACUCCACAUAUCAAAAUGGAGUGUAUUCGAUUUUCGUAAUUAAUCAAUUGUGAUAAUAACUACAAACAUACUUUGGGACCGAUUAUUUCAAACCAUGACCUUCGAGUAAUUAAACAAUCAAAAUCAUGGACACAUAUAUUUACUACGUUCGUUGCAACUUAUCACAAACAAAUAACUUUGCGAAUUACUGGGCAGUUAAUUCUAUAUAUUGAGUUGUAACCUGUACUUUUUAACUCGUACGGUUUUCACAAAUUG